AAUUAUAUAGUUAUCUGCGUUAGCAUGAUAGCAUCAGUCAAUCUUUUUUUAGUUUGUGCCAGUGGCUUUGUAUUUUAAUACGUAGGUCACUUUGUUUUGCUAUACUGCAUUAUUCUUCUAUUAAUACAUUUUAUUUCGUGAAUAUUUUUUAAUGUUAGGAUUCAAUUAGUUCCCUUAUAUUCAAGAUAAUAAAACUAAAAAAUGCUUGUGUUAGCGUUUUUAAUGUUUUCUCUUACUGUAACAUUUGGUGAAAGAACGGUGAAGUAUGCAGCUGUUAUUUAUCGACAUGGUGAUAGGACUCCUGUUAAUCUUUACCCAACCGAUCCCUGGCGAAAUGAAUCCUUCUGGCCUGUUAAAUUUGGGCAACUUACGAAUGUAGGCAAAAGACAACAUUAUGCUCUUGGAAAAUGGCUAAGAAAACGAUACUCGCAUGUAAUUUCUGAAAAAUUUGAUCCUUCUGAAAUAUACAUUAGAUCAACAGAUGUUGAUCGCACACUAAUGUCAGCUCAGGCCAAUUUAGCGGGAAUGUACCCUCCAACAGGAACUUCUAUAUGGGAUACAGAUUUAAUUUGGCAGCCUAUACCAGUUCACACAAGACCAGAAAAAGAUGAUGAAGUGUUGGCAAUGAAAAAGAAAUGUAUGCGAUAUACAAAAGAGAAAGAAAAGUAUAUUCAUUCAACACCUUAUAAAGAAAGACUCAGUAAAUAUCAAGGAUUAAUGGAUUAUUUGACAGCCUAUACUGGCAAGAAAAUUAAGGACUACUUAGAUAUUAAUGAUGUUUAUAAUGUACUUUAUAUUGAAAGUUUAUACAACUUUACUCUUCCAAAUUGGACUCAAUCUGUGUAUCCAAACAAAUUACGAGAACCAGCAUGUUACAGUUUUGCAACAGCAACAGCAACACCACUGAUGGCACGCCUAAUGGUUGGGCCUUUACUGAAAGAGAUAGUGACAAAAGCAAACACAGUAGUAUUAAAAAAGAAACCUGAUCCACUGAAGCUGUCAAUAUACAGUGCACAUGACUUUCAGAUUGGAAAUAUACUUUCUGCUAUGGGGGUGUUUGAUGGCAACUGCCCUGUUUAUACUUCCACUAUAUUUUUUGAGCUCUUGCAAGAUAACUCUACUAUGGAGUAUUUUAUACAAAUGUUGUAUAGGAAUUCAACUGAAAUUGUCGAACCAUAUGUUCUGAACAUACCACACUGUGGUGAAAUUUGCUCAUUUGAAAGAUUUCUUAAAUUGUAUGAUAAUUUAAUAACUGUUGAUUGGAAUUAUGAAUGUACGAAACAGAUAUCACCCUUGAUAGGAGCGUGUUUUUUUUUGGGAUUAUUUGCUUUUAUAUAUGUAGUUCACAAAAUACAUUUUUCAACAAUAACUACAAAACGAAGAGUUCAAUUUGCAUACACAAGUGUAUACAACUGUACAGCACCCGUACCCGAGAAAAAUAAUGAAAUGAAAGUAAUGAUGCUUGUACUAGCGAUUUUAAUGUUUUCCCUUACUGUAACUUUUGGUGAAAAAACGGUGAAGUAUGCAGCCGUUAUUUAUCGACAUGGCGAAAGAACUCCUGCUAAUCUUUAUCCAACCGAUCCCUGGCAAAAUGAAUCCCUCUGGCCUGUUAAAUUUGGGCAACUUACUAAUGUAGGCAAAAGACAACAUUAUGCUCUUGGAAAGUGGCUAAGAAAACGAUACUCGCACUUAAUCUCUGAAAAAUUUGAUUCCUCCGAAAUAUAUGUAAGAUCCACAGAUGUUGAUCGCACUCUCAUAUCAGCUCAGGCCAAUUUAGCAGGAAUGUACCCCCCAUCAGGUACUUCUAUAUGGGAUACAGAUUUAAUUUGGCAGCCUAUACCUGUACACACAAUACCAGAAAAAGACGAUGGAGUGUUGGCAAUGAAAAAAACGUGUCUACAUUAUACUAGAGAGAAAAAUGAGUAUAUUCAUUCAACACCUUAUAAAGAAAGAUUAAGUCAAUAUCAAGAACUAAUGGAUUAUUUGACAGCCUAUACUGGCAAGAAAAUUAAUGACUAUUUAGAUAUUAAUUAUGUUUAUAAUGUACUCUUCAUUGAAAGUUUAUACAACUUUACUCUUCCAAAUUGGACUCAAUCUGUGUAUCCAGACAAAUUACGAGAACCAGCAUGUUACAGUUUUGCAACAGCCACAGCUACACCACUGAUGGCACGUUUAAUGGUUGGACCUUUGCUGAAGGAGAUAACGACAGAAGCAAACACAGUGGUAUUAAAAAAGAAACCUGAUCCACUGAAGCUGUCAAUAUACAGUGCACAUGACUUUCAGAUUGGAAAUAUACUUUCUGCUAUGGGGGUGUUUGAUGGCAACUGCCCUGUUUAUACUUCCACUAUAUUUUUUGAGCUCUUGCAAGAUGACUCUACUUUGGAAUAUUUUAUACAAAUGUUGUAUAGGAAUUCAACUGAAAUUGUAGAACCAUAUGUUCUGAACAUACCUUCCUGUGGCAAAAUUUGCCCUUUCGACAGGUUUCUUGAGUUGUAUGAUAAUUUAAUAAGUGUUGAAUGGGAUUAUGAAUGUAAAGCACAGGUAACUUUAAAGUUCCUUAUUUAUCAUACUUUAUUUAUAAUCAAUAUCACUUUAAUUUUGUAUCGUUAUUUCAAUAUUGUUGUCUUUGAUUGUUAAAAAAUAUGCAUAAAAGAGAUAAAAAUGUCUGAU
Messenger RNA from Vanessa tameamea, 2670 nucleotides. RefSeq lists its product as uncharacterized. Gene Ontology annotation, biological process: dephosphorylation. NCBI's taxonomy places the organism in Eukaryota, Metazoa, Arthropoda, Insecta, Lepidoptera, Nymphalidae. The record is from RefSeq and is a predicted model, not a curated record. The coding region runs from base 202 to 2637 and encodes 811 amino acids. Gene Ontology annotation, molecular function: phosphatase activity. The transcript is spliced from 14 exons.